AUGUCAUGGGAAACUCAUCACCAUCAUCAACAACAACCACAGCUUGAUUAUUAUAUGAAUUUACCAGCAAAUUCUUAUACAAAUGUCAAUUUAAUUAUUAAUAAUACAAAUAAUACAAAUCGAAUAAAUUGUAAUGGAAUAUCUCAACCAACAAUUGAUCCAAAACUUAGUCCAUUACCAUCAACAGGUACAACACCUCAAACUGUACCAUCAUCAACAUCGAAAUCUCGGUCGACAUCAACUAAAAAUUCAUCAUCACCAUCAAAUGAAUUCAAUUCAACAACAAUACCUCAACCAAAAGAAAUUUAUCCAUGGAUGAGUGAUAAAAAACAUGGAACAAAUAAGAAUAAGAAUGGUUCAAAAAAUCAAUCAGGACAAAAUACAACAUCAACAUCAUCAUCUUCAUCAUCAUCUGAUAAAAGCAAUUCAACACCAUCUAAACGAGCGCGAACUGCUUAUACAAGUGCUCAAUUAGUUGAACUUGAAAAAGAAUUUCUCUAUAAUAAAUAUUUGAAUCGUCCACGACGGAUUGAAUUAGCACAAGCACUUAGUUUAACUGAACGACAGAUAUGGUUUCAAAAUCGUCGAAUGAAAGAUAAAAAAGAUGGCAAAGGUCGUACACCAUAUGGUGGUGGUUGUGGUAUUGGUUUAAAUAAUUCUCCAUUGGCUACAUCAACAACAGAAAAAGAUGAUUUGAAUUCAUCUUUAUCUCUUCGUCCAUAUCAUCAUCAUCCACAACAUCAUGCAUAUUAUCAAGCACAACCACCACCAAUGUCUGUAGCAUUUUCAUCAUCAUCAUCAAAUUAUUCAAAAUCAUUUCAACAACAAAUUGAUUAUAAUACAACAACACCAACAGAUAUGUAUGAAAUGACAACAAAUUAUUGUUUGAAACAAUCAACCACACCAUCAUUUGAUCCAGCACAUUAUUAUACAAAUGGUGUUGAAAAUAAUCUAAAAACAAAUUAUAUACCUCCAACAUCUUAUGAACGUCCACCAGUAUCUUUUGAUUCAUAUUAUUUUAAUUCAGACACAUCAUCUGUUGUACAUCAUCAACAAUCCGGUCCAGCAGUACCUCCAUUUGCUUAG
Molecule: messenger RNA, 1086 nt
Organism: Rotaria sp. Silwood1
Lineage: Eukaryota; Metazoa; Rotifera; Eurotatoria; Philodinida; Philodinidae
Source: the annotation of a GenBank genome assembly